AUGAAUCCGUUGCUGGGUUCCGGAGUUUUUGCUGCCGAUGGCGAACUUUGGAAGACCGAAUCAGCCAUUUCGACAACUUCGAACGACGCCAUCAACCAGCUGAAAGUAAGAUUCAGAGAAGGCUAUGCCGUCGACAUCCAGGACAUUACCGCCCAGUUCACCCUUGACUCCGCAACCGAGUUCCUCUUCGGUAACGGUGUCUGUUCCCUAGCAAACGGGACGCCGUACCCGCCCAACUCGCCCCCCGCUCAGACCACCACGUCCUCCGGCUCCUCUUUGCUUGACGCGGCGACGCGGUUUGCGCAGGCCUUCUCCGAGGCGCAGACCAUCACGGUCAACAGGGCGCGCUUUGGGCCUUUCUGGCCAUUGACAGAGUUUUGGCACGACAAGAUCGCCGUGCCGAUGAAGAUUGUGCAUAGGAUGAUCGACCCGAUUGUUGCUGAGGCGACAGCCAGCACGCUGACUUUCGUCAUCUAUAUGCUUGCAGAAUACCCGGAGGUUCUCCUCCGCUUGCGCGAAGAGAUCUUGAACAAGGUCGGCUCAAGCAGGAGACCAACAUACGAGGAUAUUCGCAACAUGAAGUGCCUGAGAGCUGUUCUCAAUGAGACCCUCCGACUUUAUCCAGUGGUUCCUUUCAAUGGUCCAAUGUCAAAGGAUGCCACCACUUGGCCCCCAAUCAAGCCACGGGAUAAACCUUUCUACAUCCCAGCAAACACUCGUCUUGGCUAUACUGUCCUUGGGAUGCAUCGGCGCAAGGACUUAUGGGGACCAGAUGGUCAGUUGUCCGACUUUAGAAUCAUCUUUGACAAGCUCGUCGACACCCUUUCCCAUGUAGCGCUGGAAUUUGACCCAGACAGGUUCCUCGACGACCGACUCCAACGCUACUUGACUCCCAAUCCCUUUAUUUUCCUACCCUUCAACGCUGGGCCCAGAAUAUGUCUCGGUCAACAGUUCGCGUACAAUGAGGCGUCAUUCUUCCUGGUCCGACUUCUCCAGAACUUCUCUUCCAUUACGCUAGAUCUGGAUGCCCAGCCAGCCCAUUCGCGCGCACCGCCGGAAUGGGCGAAGGAGGAAGGGCGAAAGGGCAAGGAGAAAGUGAGACCCAUGGCCCAUUUGACGAUGUAUUUAGAAGGAGGAUUAUGGGUAAAGAUGGAAGAGGCGAAGACCGCCGAUGGCGAAUGA
Molecule: messenger RNA, 1182 nt
Organism: Cyclocybe aegerita
Lineage: Eukaryota; Fungi; Basidiomycota; Agaricomycetes; Agaricales; Hemipholiotaceae
Source: the annotation of a GenBank genome assembly